Molecule: messenger RNA, 2805 nt
Organism: Colius striatus (speckled mousebird)
Lineage: Eukaryota; Metazoa; Chordata; Aves; Coliiformes; Coliidae
Gene: MTBP
Product: MDM2 binding protein
Exons: 22
Coding region: 36-2672 (878 amino acids)
Biological process (GO): protein localization to kinetochore; regulation of protein ubiquitination; traversing start control point of mitotic cell cycle
Cellular component (GO): kinetochore
Source: RefSeq, a predicted model, not a curated record
CGCGACGGUGGCUCUGUCUCCGUUCCCGCCCGGCCAUGGACCGCUACGUCCUGCUUCUGAGCUGGGGAGAGCGCAGGGGCGAGGGGGCUGCGACAGGCGGCCCCGGAGCAGGUGAGACCCUUGCUACUGUUUAUCAGUUCCUGAAAGAAAGCUGUAAUUCAUCUAUAAAUGCAGACGUGAGCGUGUUCCCAGCAUGUUCAGUGGCUGGUAUUCCAAGUGGAAAGAAAUUGUAUUUUGCAAGUCAUGUUAUAUGUGGUUAUUAUCAGUUCUGCAGUUCUGACUGGGAGGAAAUAAAUUCUGACACACAGAAAAAUGAAGACUCUCUCCAAACGAAUAUUGAUGAAUGCCUGGGAGCCAUACAAAAUUUUGAGGAAGAUGACACUAACAGUAGAGAGUCCCUAUCUAUGACUGAUAUAUAUGAUGAAGCUGCAGAAAACCUGCAUCAGUUAGCUGAUAAACUGCCUGCUCCAGGCAGAGCAAUGGUUGAUGUAAUACUGCAGGCUGUUGAACAAGAUGGACCCAAGUUAAAAGACUGCCUACCUACAAUUGGAGCCCUGAAGCACCUGAAGGAAUGGCAUUCUGCUCAAAUCACUGUUGCAGCAAAUGACUCUAAAGGUAGCUGGCGAAAGAUUGCAGACUAUCUUUCAGCAGACUUUGUCUCUUCAGAUAAUGCCAUGAAUCUUAUUGAUUUAAGAGAACUCUGGAGGGGGAAGAUUCAGAUAUGGGAAAGAAAGUUUGGAUCAGAAGUUAGAUUUCCAGAAUUUUGUAUGAAGAGCACUUUGACAAAGACAUUCAGCACUUCGCAUUUAAAUUCUUCCUUUGCUGCUAAAAAAAAGCAGCAAUCGAGGAACAUUCAUGCUCUGCCAGAGGUUUUUCAUUACUAUGGCCCUGCACUAGAAUUUUUACAGAUGGUGGUGCUCUCUGAUCUACCUUCCUUUUUUAUAUCAGAUCUGGAAUUUGAACUCCUGGCAAGAAAGAGUAACAAGGAGGCAUCCACGCUGCUUUUAGACCAGAUUUCUUCUCUCUCUGAGAAGGUGGGAGCUUUAUUUACAUUGCCCUGUAAUGUAAGCAGUGUAGCUAUCCCAUCCCCUGCCCAGCUGAGUACUAAGAAAUGGAAGGAAUAUAUGGCUAGGAAACCCAAGGUCAUUACUGUUCCAGAAAUUGAAAUGAAAGGAGAAUCUUGCCGAUACUAUUUCUUGCUACAAGGCAAUGGCUCUGGAGGCUGUAGGGCAACCUUGAUUCAUGGAGCCAGCCAGAUCAAUGGUACAGCCAGUCUUGCUGCAGUAAAUGGAAAGCUAAAGGCAAAAGCAGAAGAAAGAGAGUCAAGCUUUUGCAUUGCGGACUUUAUCAAGUCUCUGCCACGUUUUUGUGGAGAGGACGUUGUACACAGAGAAAAGGAACUGUCUCGUCUCCAAGUGUUUGCCUUGAAGGAAUAUCACAAGAGAAAGGAAUUGGCUGAACAGCCUCCCUGUAUUUCUACUGAUGAGUUCAAAAUGUUGUUACAACUUACAAGAGACUGUUUUUUUGAGUUGUGCAAUGCUAGUCUUCCUAAACCUGUUCUACAGAAGGUUACCAAUAAAACCAAGUCAUGCACUUUAAUCCACCAUAUAUUUCUUGCAGAAUCCAGUUUGAUGGAGCCAAAUCCACUGGAGUGGCCAGAAAGACAUGUUCUUCAGAAUCUGGAAAACUUUGAAAAAAACAAACAAAAAAUGAGAGUUUCUAUGUUUGCACAUUCCUCUGAGCAACUGUUGGGGCAUAAAGACAGCCAGCGGGAGUCACUGACACUGCUCGAUGCUAAAGAAUUACUGAAAUAUUUCACAGCAGAAGGGCUGCCAGUUGGUGAUCUUCAGCCACUACAAAUUCCCAAACGUGAGAAUGCAUUCCUUUUGACACCAGAGCUUACUCCUCGGAAACUCAGAGGUUUGCCUUUUGAGAAAGCAGCUGGAUGCCAUUAUCAUGGACUUGAAUACUGCCUAGAUAACAGGAGAGCCUUAGAGAGAGAUGUGGGAUAUGCUGAGCUUCAGACUCGUCUGAUUCGCUAUGAGACUCAGACUACGUGCACCAGGGAGUUCUGCCCUGUGCCGGCUGGCCUGAGCCCUCUCCCGUCUCCCGCGGUCCUGUCGGAGCCUGGAAGUGUCCCCGAUGGAGAGUCUCUACAAAGUGAAUUCAAAACAGAAGCAGCAAGGUUAAAGCGCAGAUCAAAAGACUUGGAUUGCUUUUAUCCCAAGAAAAGGCUAACCAAAUCUGAGAGUACAGAGUCCCUGCUCUCACAGGCGAGCGGCAGCAGUGGGAUGCACUGUGCAGUCACCAUGACGAGGCAGCACCCAGAGAGAUCCAUGUCUUUGGCUUCAAUGCCACUGAAACAGCCUGGGCAGCCCCACAAAGCCACCAGCAAGGCCACUGAGCCAGAGACCUCCAAGCCAGCUAAGGAAUCAAGAUCCCAGAAACACACAAGGAUGCUGAAGGAGGUGGUUGCUAAGACUCUCCAAAAACAUGGGAUUGCAGAGGAUCACAAGUGCUUUGCAUCCUGCAGCCAGCGUCUGUUUGAGAUAUCAAAGUUCUACUUAAAGGAUCUUAAGACUUCUAGAGGUCUUCUUGAUGAAAUGAAGAAAACAGCAAAUAACAAUGCUAAACAGGUGAUUGAAUGGGUUUUGGAGAAGACUGGCAAAUAGAAGCACUGCACAGAGGCUAUUCACACCUUCCUAGAUAAAGGAGACAGAGCACUUCUGAUUGUAAGACAACAUGGCACUGCCUAAGGCACACACAGAGAGCUGCACACUGGAGGGACUUUGGUCAGUGUGAUGG